AUGGAAAUCUUGUGUCAGAGACCGUUCAAGGUCACUCGUCCUUCAAACUUCAAAAAAGCAAUAAAUAGUCUGGGUUGCAUUGGACUGUCCACUGCUGAAGGAGAGCAAUGGAAACAGGAAAAGAAGUUGGUUUCCUCUACUUUAAACAGACUUCACAUGAGAGACUAUGUUCCCAUGCUCACUGAAAAUGCUGCAGCAUUGACACAAAAGUGGGAAGUUGAUGCAGAGGGAAGCCCUGAUAAUGUUGUGACGGUGAACCAAGACUUGAUGCAUGCAAUUGUUGAUAGUGUUGGGAAGGUGAUCUUGGAUUAUCUUGAUGGCUUUGGGACAAAUCUUCGUGGUGGUAUGGCUUCUGUUGGAGGAAUCAUUGACCAGUUCGAACAGCAGCGUGCUGUGAACCCAGAAUGGGAUCAUGGAGCUGUGAAGUCCAAAGGUUUUCUGGGGAAGCUUUAUGAAGCCAUGGAAAAAGAGAAUUCAAGAAUCACCCAUCAGCGAAUUGUAGGAAACAUUUUGACUACAUUUGUUGCAGGAGCUGAAAUCAAUUGCAUGUCAUUGAUCACAGCCUUGUCUAUCCUUGCAUCUGAAAAGGAUUUGCAAAGUGAGCUUAGCGAUCACAUCAGGGACUUUGAUUUGGAGGCAGCAACCCUUGAGGACUAUUACACCAAAGCACCACUGCUCAAGUCAUUCCUGCAUGAGGUUCAUAGGUACCACUGUACACCUUUUCUUGCCCUUCAAGUAUCAAGUGAGAUCCCGUUUGGGGAAACAACUUUGUCAAAAGGCACUGAUGUCCUUAUCUUUGCAAGGCACAUCAUGCUCCAGAAGGACACUCCUGCUAAAGGUAUUCCCUGUGGCCCUGACAACGCACCACCACAUCUGUUUUCUUAUCGCCGAUAUCUUGUACCUGUCAACGAGGACAGCACGAGCAACAAGGUUGAACCCAAGUGGCAGUGUGUGCAUCCUUGUAAUAGAGGAUCGGCAUUUCUUGCAUUUGGUCAUGGUGCAAGAUCCUGCCCUGGAAGACACUACAGUGAAGUCCUAUCGUAUGCCAUGCUGAUCAAGUUGCUUCAGACCUUUGAAUUUGAACUGGCCCCUACCACCCACCAAUUAAGAUUGUUGCGGAAUCCGUCAUGGCCCCUGACAAAGACAUUCAACUCAGGCUGA
This is a messenger RNA of Seminavis robusta, 1161 nucleotides long. Lineage: Eukaryota; Bacillariophyta; Bacillariophyceae; Naviculales; Naviculaceae. The record is from the annotation of a GenBank genome assembly.